GCCGCGGAAAUAUCUUGAAGGUGAAUCCAAGCAGAUAAGCGUUACGAGGUGCUCAUCACCAUUACCAUCAACAGCAGCAGCAGCACAUCGGGACAGAUCACAGGGUUAAAAAUAAGUGCACACAUCACGAUCAAGUGGUGGAAAGAUCAAAGGGUGGGGGACAACCUGAGAUAUUAAAAGAGUAGUUUAUGCAACCACAACAAAAUCCCAGCCAACGGACUUGACCUGGCGAGAAUGGAAAGGAGCCUCCACCUCAAUGGACCACGAGAGGAUCUUUUUCGCCAAACUCUCAGCGCCUCGGCUAAGAGACUGGAGAGUACUUUCCGCCCGGCUGCCGCUAUCGAGCUGUCGCUGCCCGAGCCCCGCUCCCCGAUGGUCUGCUUCGAGCAAGCCGACGCCGACCCGGUGCACCAUCAGCCAGGGGGAGAGGCCGGAGGGGGCAGCGGGCAGUACGCCGAGCACCAGGUCACCUCCUGCCGGGAGAGCAGCGGAGGCGACCAGAGCCCGGACGAGGACAGCGACGAGCGCUGCGAGCUGAUGCUGGGCAGGCAAGGGGGCAGCGAGCGGGCCGGUUCUCUGACCAAAGGAGCCGGGGGGCCGGCCAGCAAGAAGAACAAGGAGCAGAGAGCCCUGAGGCUCAGCAUCAACGCCCGGGAGAGGAGGCGCAUGCACGACUUGAACGACGCGCUGGACGAGCUGAGGUCGGUGAUCCCUUACGCGCACAGCCCGUCCGUCAGGAAGCUCUCCAAGAUCGCCACGCUGCUCCUGGCCAAGAACUACAUCCUGAUGCAGGCUCAGGCGCUGGACGAGAUGAGGAGGCUGGUGGCGUACCUCAACCAGGGCCAGAGCUUGCCGGCGGCAGCGCUACCGUCCUCAGCCGCCGCCGCCGCCCUCACCCCCAGCCUGGGUGCCUACGAGCAAGCGGCAGCUGGCGGCUACCCGUUCACCGCCAGCGGCUUAGUGGCGGCGACGGCGGCGGCGGCGGCGGUCAGCUGCCCCGACAAGUGCGCCACCACCACGGCUCUUUACAGCACGUCCAGUCUCUGCAAACAGUGCAGCGACAAGCCUUAAACAGACAAACAAUACAACCCAAGAACAAUAUCCAUCGCGAGGGGCAAAAAUAACAGUUGGAAAUCAACAACCGAACAAGACUUGUGUUUAGAACUGGUACUUUGUACAGAAGUGUUGUUGGAAAAGUUUGGACGAGGAACUGAAGAUAACAAGAAAGUUUUUUUGUUUUGUGGGCGGGGUGUAUAUUUUCAUUUUGAUUUGGACAAUUCUCCGCGUUAAAACGGCCGAACUCAUUUGGUUCAGAGGUUCCAUCAGUGUUAGUAGCUACUAUGGAUUAUUUGUAUUAGCUUCAUCCACCGCUUUCUAAGAAUCUGUCUGCUGUGAUUACGGCUGCGAUACAGCUAAAUUCCAGACUGCGUUCGUUAACGGUGUGUUCCCAAACUGUUUUCAGAUUAAACAUAGAGUUACAAAACAGCCAUAAAACUUGUGCUUUUUUUUUGUUUUAUAGAUAAUGAUUAUCACAAAUGGUUAAAGAAGUGGAAAGGAUUUUCAGAAAUCAAUUAUUUCAUGUGACAGAUAAUUAGAUGUCAAUUUAUUUCUUAACUGUGAACGAAUUGGGUUUUAUAAGAAAAGGGGGUUUAUGAUACUGUAACAUUACAUGGUUUUAUUUGUGUUUCUGGUCUCUGUACAGAUUAAGAUGUGUUAAAAUAUUUUUGUUACGUUUCUUAUGACAAAAACGCUAUUUACCCAAAGUGAGCUUUUUGUUUGCAUGACGGCACAGUGCCUGUCCAUCUGCAAUAUAUAAAUAUAUAAAUAUCAUAUAAAGUAUGUAUAAAAUUGACUUGCCAUGUUUCUACUGAUGUCGCGUGUUUCAUUUGCAGUUUGUGCGAACUCUGCUUGACAAGUUGGUGCCAUUGCCUCUCUUAAAGGGUCUGUUGGCAGCUCAUGAUGUAUGAGAGUGGUGAUAUACAAGUCUGGCCCUGAUUAUAA
Messenger RNA from Pristis pectinata (smalltooth sawfish), 2001 nucleotides. It is a transcript of the gene bhlhe22, whose product is annotated as basic helix-loop-helix family, member e22. The transcript has a single exon. The record is from RefSeq and is a predicted model, not a curated record. NCBI's taxonomy places the organism in Eukaryota, Metazoa, Chordata, Chondrichthyes, Rhinopristiformes, Pristidae. The coding region runs from base 235 to 1071 and encodes 278 amino acids. Gene Ontology annotation, molecular function: protein dimerization activity.